Messenger RNA from Ceratitis capitata (Mediterranean fruit fly), 7022 nucleotides. It is a transcript of the gene kibra, whose product is annotated as protein kibra. Lineage: Eukaryota; Metazoa; Arthropoda; Insecta; Diptera; Tephritidae. The coding region runs from base 2675 to 6661 and encodes 1328 amino acids. Gene Ontology annotation, cellular component: cytoplasm. The record is from RefSeq and is a predicted model, not a curated record. Gene Ontology annotation, biological process: cell migration; regulation of DNA-templated transcription; negative regulation of organ growth. Gene Ontology annotation, molecular function: molecular adaptor activity; kinase binding. The transcript has 10 exons.
GUGCUCACCGCUCAACCAACACCAGUGUAAUUCUACAUACCAACACACAUGCAAUUGGGACAACAAAACAGCUCCAGCAAAAACACAACGGAAUUCAUCGCCUCCAAAGCAAAUGGGCACGAUUGAAACGAUCAUACCGUGCUCGUCGCUCGCAACAAUAACGACUCGUUUUUUCAUACUGUGGAAACGUUGCGGAAAGUGCUCGCGGUCUUAAGAAACAUAAAUACAUACACACAUACCUAAGUGUGUGGAUAGGGAAAAAAAGUAUCUUUAAGAUUUACCAAUAUUAACAACAACAAUAACAUAACUACAGUUGAAAAGAAAGUGUAUAAAAAAUAUUUACGAUGAAGAUUUUAGUGAACAAACAACAACUAAUAAAAACAAGUGAAUAAAGAGGUAAAGAGAUGGAAAUAAAAGAAAUAAAUUUAAAUUAAAUUACAUAUAAUCAAAUAUAAAUAAAAGCUAGAGUGUUGAAAACGUGAUUGUUCAAACUGUGAAACCAACCAAAUGAAAAUUGAUUAAUUCCCUUGAAAAUAAAAUAGAAAAUUUCUCAAAAAUUCAACUAAAUUUUAUACAAAGCAAGUGUAAAUUGGAAAAGUGACUGAAAAAAAUGUUUUUUUUUUCCUCCAACUGUUAAAGAAAAAUGCCAGAGCAACAGGAAUUUGCCCUCAAACAAAUUUAUACAGCGUGAAAACCUACAACUCGCUGUAGAUACACUACUUUAUAUGUACAUACAUACAUACAUAUGUAUGUAUAUCUGUACAUAUUUUUGAAAUGAAAAAAUAAUAAAUAAUUAAUUUUUUGUGGAAUGGAAUGCAGCAAAAGAGAUAGCAUUAGUUGGCAAUACGUGAGGGACAUGCGCGUAAGCGAGAUGCCGACAAGUUGUUGAAGCGCACGAAUUCAAUUUUGAAACGACGACGAGCCAAGAGCGCACCUACAAACAUACAUACAAACGUUUAGACAUACAAACAUCGUACGACAAGUAACUAAAACAACUAUAACAACAACAUCUACACACGCGCUCACAGUGGGGGAGCAAGGAAAAAAGUACUUUUUUUCUUUUCUUUUCUUUUUAAAUUUUUUUUUGAGAGAGAGAUACUCCAAUCUGUGUGCGUGUCGUCAGUUUAGUGUGGGGUAACGGGGUGAGCGACGUGAAGUCAAUGCGAUCAAUGUGUAGUUCGAAAGACUACCAACCACUACUACUACUACACACAUACAACGGACGGCUAACUGUCUGUGUAUCUGUGUAUGUCUAGUUGAGCGCUGAGGCGUACGAAACAAAACGCGCUUCGUCCGCGCCUACACCACCCCUCAGCAUCGAAUGCGGUGGUUUGUCGACUCGAUUGGCACCAAACAGCCAGAGCUCUAGCCAUAGCUAUAGCUAGCAGCCAUCGCGGUUGAGCUACAUACCAGCUAACCAGUCAGGCAGCUCGCCAGUAUGUUAGUACGCUAGCCAGCAAGUCAGCAAGCUAGGAGGCUACUAGCUAACGCCCGCAAACGACGAUCGAAUUGUUUGAUACGCGCGUUUACUCGUCGCAUUUGUUUUGUGUUGAUUUUAUUUUAUUUUUAUUUUUUUAACGGGUUUCGUUUUAAUAACGAGCGCGUUUGAAAUGAAAUGAGAGCGUCAUGUCCAAGCCCACAGUGCAAACAAAGUGAAAACAGUGCAACAAAAGCAGCAAAACUGCGCCACUGAAUACAAAAAAAAAUAAAAAAAUGUGUGUAAAUUAAUUGAAAGGUUUAUAGAAAAUAGUGAUAAACUGAAACCAAAUCCAAGUGAAAAGAGUUGAAAAAAUAUCAAAACUCAACUGCCCAUUCAUCAAACUAUAUUCAGCUGACAAGAUCUCUGAUUAUAGCUUGCAACAGCAACGACCCGAAAAAUAUAUCUACACACACAUGCACAUACAAAUGCACAUUUAAAGCAUUUCACCAAAUUAAAACGCCGCCGCGUCUCCUAAACUGCCCCACAUAUUGCUGCGCGUCUUUCAAAUAUUAUGCGCCAGCAAGUGUACAACAGAUAAGGAGAUAACAAAUAGCCAAAGCAAAAUAAACGCUUAAUAUGUUGUUGUUAGCGGCGACGCGAAAUCGUCAUCAACAGCAACAUUCGUUGUUGCAUGCCAACGUCUGCGUGUAAAAUGUUGUUGUGCUGGUCUCGUAAAUUGCCAACGUUUUGACUAUAAUUUUUCUUAAUAACGAACGGAAAAAGCAGCAACAAAUACCACAGUUGACUUAGUGAUAAUCAUUAUUUUGCACUAUCAUCAUCAGCGACAAAGUCUUGAGCAACAAAAAAAAAAGAAAGAUAGCAAUAAAUUACUGCUGUUGCCUCCAAAUGUUCAAACUUUUAUUAGUGUUUGUAGUUGUUGUCUGCUAUUUAUGAGUUUUAGCGCGGCAACAUUUGGUAUAUCAAAGUUAUUUUUGUUGCUGUUGCACAUACUACUACUCAGCGUCUCUUGCAUUUUAAGCAACGCCAGCAACGCUGCCACCGCUUAGCGAACUACAUUUAGCUGCUAUUCAAAAACAACAAGAAAAAAUCUCCCAUAACUGUUGCCACCGUCACAGCGCCGCAGCCACCGCUCUAACCGCAUUGGUAGUAGCCGGUGCCAGCAGCUUCGCGUUUCUUGGCAAUCAUAAAGAUUUUGUCAUCGUCCACAACGUGCAGGAAUUUCAAAUUGAAAUUAUGCCAAAACAACAACAACAACCACAAUAUCACCAACAACACCAACAGCAACACCACAACACAACGUCUUCGUCGGCGGCAACACAUCAUGGCGAAUAUCCACUGCCAGAUGGUUGGGACAUCGCCACCGAUUUCGAUGGCAAAACAUACUACAUCGAUCAUAAUACGAAGAAGACAACUUGGCUGGAUCCCCGCGAUCGUUAUACCAAACCACAAUCAUUCGAAGAUUGUGUCGGCGAUGAACUGCCUCAUGGCUGGGAGGAAGCAUACGAUCCGCACAUAGGACGUUAUUACAUAAAUCACAUAGAACAGACCACGCAGUUGGAAGACCCGCGACAGGAAUGGAAAAGCGUGCAAGAGCAAAUGUUGCGCGACUACCUGUCCGAGGCGCAGGAUCAAUUAGAAAAGAAGAGUGAAUUGUAUGAUAUCAAACAGCAGCGUUUACAGAUAGCACAGGAAGAGUAUAAUCAUCUGAAUAAAUUGGCGACGAGCAGGAGUAGUUUAUGUUCAUCCUCGAGCUCAAUGAGUCGACAUGAUCCUGAACUACUACGCGCCGAAGUUGCUUCAUCAUGGGAACGCGUACGUCGUCUACGACAGGAACUUAAACAUAUCACACAUGACAUUACGCUGACAAAACGAGGAGUGAACACGCUUCAUUCGGUGGGUGAGAAGAUUAAUGCACGUCAAAAUGGUUGUUAUGAUAUCGCAGAAGUACAAGCCAUACGCGAGGAAAUGCUCAAGGUGCACAAGUCGCUGGUAUCGGGUGAGAAGGUGCGCGAAGACCUCAUACGCAGUUUGGUGCAAAUCAAGAAGGAGCUUAGCCGUCAACAGAUUAACGAUGAGAACGCUGAGCUUAUGAAUGCAGCCUCGCCUUUCGAUCGAGUCUGUGUCGCUUCACAGACGGAUCUUUGUGGACCGGGCGAUAUGAACAGUGGCGCACGCUUUGCCGAAAUGGCCAAAACAAAGCUACAAUACUCGGAGUGGCGUAAAUAUAUGAAGAAGCUGCAGCAACAACUCGUAGAUCAUGUGGAACGCAUCGAUCCUGGCCAGCUAGAGUCAGAUAAGGAUCGUAUACUCCUAAUACAGGAGAAGGAGAAAUACCUCAACGAUUUGAAUAGCAUAUCGAUGGAGUCACGUACACCUAAGGAGGUCUGCGUUAUUCAGCAAACACGCCGCAAGCUGGAGGAAGAUCUGAAAGAGGCGUAUGAGGCUACAAAUCAAUGCAUCGCGAAACGUUUGCGUUUCCACGAAGAGAAACAGUUGCUUGUGGGUGAACUGCAGGAUGCGAUUAAGUCGACAAAGAAACUUGAGGAGCGUCUGAAGUCAUUCUCAUCAGAGAGCACAUUCUCCAUUAGCAGUGGUUCUAGUCUGGGUUCAUUGUCGACGGCGAGCAGCAAGAGCGCGCUCAGCUUCACCGACAUCUAUAUCGACCCAUUCGCUGUCGAAACGCAAAUCGAUGUAAUCGACCUGCAGCGUCGUUCACAACGUUUCUAUCAGCAACAACAGCUGCAGGCCGCGCAGGCACAGCUACAGUUGCAACAUCCCCAUCAUCAACAACAACAUCAGUCACAAAUGCAUACGGUCGCAAAUGCGCAUCCCCAGUUGCAGCAGCAGCCCUCAUCCGAGUUGUCGCUAUCGCCGCGCAGCAGCCUCUCAUUGGAAACACCGCCCGCCUCACCCAUGAAAUACAACGCCAAUGCCGAUCAAGUGUCGACAAUUGCCAUUCAACGACUCAAGGAGGAGCCGACCUAUGCCAAUACACCAGCAGGGGCCGCUUUGCCGCCACUCUAUCAGCCAAGUCCUGCACUAGCUGCUGCAAUGCCACGUACACAGGCACACGAAUUGGACUCAACACUGCUAGAUUGCAUGGUGUUAGAAGCUAAAUUGCAAAAACUCAACUUAUCCGCGCCACUUAACCUGCCUGCAGCGCCUUUGUCACCGAUUUCGGAGAAACCUUCGCUAUUGGAUCUGCCACAAGAGAUGCUCAGCCGUUCGUCAUCUUCCUCGAAUACUCGCUCCGUAUCGGCGGCGGUAAGCAAUGAAUCCGUAGCAGGCGACUCCGGUGUCUUUGAGGCAUCUCGCGCACAUUUACCGCGCAAAGAGCUGGCGCAAGUACAGAUCGGGCUGAAGUAUCUCAAAGACAAGGGUGUACUAGUCGUAUCGCUGGAACGUGCGAAUAAUCUGUCAGCGUUGUGGACCGCGACCGCGGACAACUCACAAGUUUACUUACGCGCUGCACUGUUGCCCAACUCGCUCACGUCCAUUCGCACAAAGGCCUUGUCCGAUUUCCAGAAGCCGGUGUUCAGCGAUACUUUCGCCGUGUCCAUAUCGCUUAGCAAACUGCAGACAAAGAGCCUACAGGUCACAGUAGUCAGCAUGACCGGUCAGAAGGAGGAGAUUAUCGGCACAGUACAGAUUAGCAUGGCCGAAUUCAACCCCGAUGAUUCCACACUCAAGUGGUACAAUGUGCUCAGCUCGAAGUUCAUGCCAACAUUUGAGCCGCUCGAUUUACCCUCAACGAGUUCUGCCGCCGGCGCGAAUGCUUCUGUUGCCUCUCCAGCUAAUUCGGCUACAGGAAGUAACUCAGCCUCAGCAUCACAAAUAACCAGCGGCUCAAGUACAGCUGUGUCUGCGUCAAAUACAACGAAUGCUGCUAAGGAAGAAUCAUCCGAUGAGUCGACAAUUACUUCGUCUCAAACCUCAACGCUGACACGCAAUCAAGUGCCACCCUUCGAGAUGCAGGCACAAAUCACUGAAGAGUUGCAAGAGCAGCUGAGUGUUAAUGACGAGGACGAUGAGGAUGAGGAAGACGACGAUGAUGAGGAGGAGGACGAAGACGACGACUUGGAGGGUCUGACAGAUGAGAAAAUGCUGGAGGCAUAUAACUGCAUUGACCUGGUUAAACAGGAGUAUGUCGAUAAAGAAACAAAUACGGAAUGCGCUUUUCCGCCUGAGAAAUCACGUACCGCACAGCAACAACAACAAAUGGCCGACGACAGGCCAGUUAAACGUUCGCAAACAUUCACACCAUCUGCGGCAGUUAAUAAAAAUCGUUACAUCUGUCGUCUGAAUCGCUCGGACUCCGACUCGGCUAUGCAUUUCGGCGUCACACCGCAUCCCUUCCAUCGUGGUGCUGUAGAGCGACGUUCGCUGCGCUUCCACACCAAAGCGCCAAAGCAAGUGACAAAACUUCGUCACACACAUAUACCGAGAACUAGCUUGGACCUUGAGCUGGAUCUGCAAGCGCAGCAUAGUAAAUUAGAUUUCCUUAAUGAUCAAAUUGCCAAACUGCAGAACCUAAAGGAAGUACUGGAGAAGGGCCGUGAUAAUCGCGAUCCCUUAAUCGCCGCUUGGGCUAUUGAGAAUGAGGAAUUUCAACGUUUGGUCGAGCAAAAUGAUCCGAACAAAUGCCCAGAAGAGAAGCAAUUGCAUAAGCUUUUGAUGAAAACUGCCAAAGAGAUUUAUAAACUGCGUAAAACUAAAGUGCCUAAAGGAUCACCCGACUUCUUGUCAUUCAAAGAGAAAAUGACCUUCUUCACACGCAAAGGCUUCCCAGUGCCCGAUCUGCCCGAUCGUGCCGAUUACGUGCUACCCGAUGGCGCGCUCAUCGAAGAGGAAGACGAAGAGGAGGAGGACGAUGAAGAGGAUAAGGCACGCGAAACGGCGAUCGCUAUCAACACAGCGCUCGUCGCAAGUAACAAUAGAAAUAAGAAUCUCAGUGAAAAUCAUUUGGGAAUCGCUGUCAGUCGUAGGGAGUUAAAUACAGCUAAGAGUACAGCAGCAGCCGCAGCAGCAGCGGCCGCUAUGGCGGCAAACAACACCAAUGUAGCGUCAACAAUGCCCAGCACAAGUGCAGCAGCAGCAGCAGCUCAAGCGUUGUUAAACAACGGUAACAGCAAUAGUAAUCAGGAAAAUAAAGCCAAUGUUGAUCAGAAGGAUGAACGAUUUGACUAUGUGGUUGAUCGAAAUUACGGUGUUGAGGUGUGAAGAGAUAGAUGCCAGUGGUUGGUGAGCACUGUUUGCUAUAUAUAUAUAUAUAUAUAUAUGUAUAUUUAUACGUAUUUAUAUAAAUAUAAUAGGUUUGUGUAUUUUUAAUUGUAUUUAUGUACAUAAAAUGUCCGCUAGAGGAUAACAGUAAACUCAAGAAACAAAAAAAUUGUGCCUUAUUAAUAGUUUUGUAACAAGAAUUGUGUAAAUGAUAAAGUAAAGAAAAAUAAUAAUUAAUAUGUCUUAUAUACGUACAUAUAUACUAUUUGUGUAUAAACAUAAUUAUAACAUAAACAAUUGUAUAUUAUUUAAAUAUCGUGACAAAAUCACAUGCAAAUCUUGAGUGUAAACAAAAAAAAAA